Messenger RNA from Pelodiscus sinensis (Chinese soft-shelled turtle), 2756 nucleotides. It is a transcript of the gene ARSB, whose product is annotated as arylsulfatase B. Lineage: Eukaryota; Metazoa; Chordata; Testudines; Trionychidae. Gene Ontology annotation, molecular function: sulfuric ester hydrolase activity. The record is from RefSeq and is a predicted model, not a curated record.
UCGCUGGUCCUGUGCCCCGCCCCGCCGACCAAUUCCUGGUUGAGCUGCGGGCGGCAUGUCGGGGCGUCCGGGGCUCGGCCUGGGCUCAGCGCGGCUCCCGCUGCUCCUGUGCUGCCUGCGCCUGUGCCUGACGGGCAGCGCGGCGCCCCCGCACCUGGUGGUGGUGCUGGCCGAUGACCUGGGCUGGCACGACGUGGGCUGGCACGACUCCCUCAUCCGCACCCCGCACCUGGAUGCGCUGGGGGCGGGCGGGGUGGGGCUGGAGCGCUAGCCCCUGGGCACCCCGUCCCGGAGCCAGUUGCUCACCGGCAGGUACCAGAUUCAUACAGGUUUACAACACCAAAUAAUUUGGCCUUGCCAGCCCAGCUGUGUCCCUCUGGAUGAGAAACUUCUGCCUGAACUGCUGAAGGAGGCAGGAUAUGUUACCCACAUGGUAGGGAAGUGGCAUCUAGGCAUGUAUAAAAAAGAAUGCCUUCCAACCCGCAGAGGAUUUGAUACUUACUUUGGUUAUCUUCUGGGAAGUGAAGAUUAUUAUUCUCAUGAACGUUGUGUAUUCAUCAGUGCAAAGAAUGCAACACGCUGUGCUCUUGAUUUUCGAGAUGGAGAAGAAGUUGCAGUUGGAUAUGAAAAUAUGUAUUCCACAAAUGUAUUUACGAAAAGAGCGGUAGAUCUUAUAGCCAACCAUAAAACUGAGAAGCCUCUGUUUCUCUACAUUGCACUCCAAUCUGUGCAUGAGCCCCUUCAGGUCCCUGAGGAAUACAUGAAACCAUAUGCCUUCAUCAAAGAUGGGAAGAGACGUCAUUAUGCAGGAAUGGUGUCCAUUAUGGAUGAAGCUGUAGGAAAUGUCACUUCAGCCCUAAAGAGAUAUGGGCUUUGGGACAAUACAGUUCUCAUCUUCUCUACUGAUAAUGGAGGACAGACUUUGGGCGGUGGAAAUAACUGGCCUCUGAGAGGAAGAAAGUGGACACUCUGGGAAGGAGGAGUGCGUGGAGUAGGAUUUGUUGCAAGUCCUUUACUGAAACAAAAGGGAGUAGAAAGUCACGAACUGAUCCACAUCUCUGACUGGCUACCAACUCUAGUAAAACUUGUUGGGGGAUCUGUAAACAGCACUAAACCUCUGGACGGCUUUGAUGUGUGGAAAACUAUCAGUGAAGGAAGCCCUUCUCCUAGAAAGGAGCUGCUUCAUAACAUAGACCCUGUGUUUGUGGACACUUCCCCAUGUCCUGGUAUUAACAACAAGACAUCCUCACCACAUAAUUCUUUUACAUGGGAAGAUUCAAUCUUCAAUAUAUCCAUACAUGCUGCAAUUCGACAUGGAAGGUGGAAAUUACUGACAGGGUAUCCAGGCUGCAGCCACUGGUUCCCACCACCGUCUUUGUUCAGUGAGUCAAAGAUUCUAUCAUCUGACCCACCAACAAAGAAACUUUGGCUUUUUGAUGUUGUUAAAGACGCUGAGGAAAGAAACGACUUGUCUGAAAAAUAUCCUGGAGUUGUGAAAAAACUGCUCUCCCGGCUGCAGCACUACUAUAAACACUCUGUGCCUGUGUUCUACCCUGAUGAUGACCCCCAGUGUGACCCAGCAGCAGCUGGAGCCUGGGGGCCUUGGAUGUAGAAUACUAUAUUUGCAACCUGAAAAAUACAUCUGUGGUAUAAAUUAUGGACUCAGGGUCCUAGUCACAUAUUUUGAACUCAUUUCUUUUACCCUGUAACUGUGAUUUUAUCCCUUGAGUUAUUCAAUUCUGCUUCUUCUUAAGCAGUAUUGAAAGGAUCUAAUUUCACCCUCUGUGCUAGAAACACUGUUAAAACCAUAAAUUUGUUAUUUUGAUGUUCUUUGUCAAUGAUGUGUCUUUAAAAUAAAGGGAAAAAUGGUGCCUUUCUCCUAAAGCUGCUGGCCAGCUGGGAAAUAUUACUUCACUUGGAAAGCUCUAAUGAGACACAGAGGCAAGACUCUCCAGUUUUUUCACAUUUAAAGCUACAUGUUUGAUUUCAAGCUUGCCAGUGGCCACAUCUUAUAGGAGGGUAACACACAGGAUUUUUGAGAAGGGGGGCGGGUUAAAGGGAGAGAGGAGCCAAAAGUCUGAAUUCAGCUGGCAUUUCUCAGCUUUGCCAUACUAAUGUGUCCAGUAAUGGAUGCAUUCAGGAAUCUGAGCAUCAAACUCCUCCCACUGGACAACAAAAGAUCUGACUAUAAUUUGUCCUCUACUGACAUAUGGUCAGAGCACUGAUUUGAUUCAGUACCCACCUUGGCUGUGAACAUCAAGGCUACGUCUACAUUGCCAGUUUUGCCGGCAGUGAAUAUGCGAAUGAGGCACAGAUUAGCAUAUCACCAUGCCUCAUUUUUAUAAUUUAUGCAAUGUGUUUUUGCACAAACGGUUUUUGCAGAAAGAAAAGUAGUGUGGACGUUUUCUUUUUGCACAAAAACCCCUUUUCCUGCCAGAUCCUUUCCCUCCAGAUCCUUACGGAUCUGCUGGGAAAAGGGGGUGUUGCGCAAAAAGAAAAUAUCCACACUGCUAUUUCCCACCCUGCUUGCAAAAACCUUGCAUAAAUUAUGCAAAUAGGGUGUGAUGAUACACUAAUCCACGCCUCAUUUGCAUACUCACUGCCAGCAAAACCAGCAGUGUAGAUGUAGCCCAAUUCUUUAGUGCUUUUGUACCUUUUUUAUCCCUGCAGAGACUUAAUCUAAUACAGUAAACUUCCGACAAUCCGGCAGCUUUAGGACCCAGGAGGUGCCGGAAUAUCAGAUAUGCCGGACUAUC